Messenger RNA from Sparassis crispa, 987 nucleotides. RefSeq lists its product as hypothetical. The transcript has a single exon. Bases 1 to 987 code for a protein of 328 amino acids. Lineage: Eukaryota; Fungi; Basidiomycota; Agaricomycetes; Polyporales; Sparassidaceae. The record is from RefSeq and is a predicted model, not a curated record.
AUGUACCGCAGUCAGGUCUGGUCGCACAGAGGCGGGCAAACAGGCGUGUCCGACGCAUCCCGUGCGGCGGUGUCCCCGCACGGAGGAGUCGCAUCUGGGUGCGUCGGAAGGCAAGCGCAUCGUUCGGUGCAUCGGCUCGCGCAUGGUGCGCGCGGUGGUCUGAUACAGACGGCACAACGCGGAGUAUAUACUGUAUACUCACCGAGCUUCGGCCAACGCACGAGCGUCGAAGAAGACUCGGGAUGUUGUCCAGCAGGAGCGUGGCGUCUACUGGCGAGCGGCGCCUCCCCUCGUCUCGCACUGGCAGCGGUGUACCGCGACACAGGCAUCCCUCGCACAGACGCGACUCCCCCUUCGCGCCGCAUUCGCGCAGUCCCAGCGCAGUCCCAGCCCCAGUGCCAUCAAUCCGCCGUCCCCAGCGCCCACGCCCAUCUCGGUCUUGCUCUGCCCGAUAAACUGCCAGCGCGUCCUCCAGGAACGCACGCUUGGGGGUACGCGCUGGCACCGCCGAAUCCCAGCAUCCUCCCGAUCUCCGGCCCACCUUGGCGGAAGCGCGCACUCAAGUCUCGUCGGACAUGUCCAGCAUGUCCGACAUGGAGCUCAGACCGCGUCCCCGGCGAGCGUAUUCGUACACGCUCCGGGAGAACGCGUAUAUCGUAUAUCGUAUAUUGUAUAUUGCGGCCUCCGCGGCGGACGUUCCAGCUGGCGAAUGAGAACGAUGCGGACUGGCGUGCUAUAAUUCCCGCCGGGCUUGGGUGCAGGACGACGACUACCCCGCUUUUAUACUGGGGAGGAGGGGGAGGGAGGGACAAUGUACCCGGCCAUCCCCCGCAUGUAGGAUUUGUCUACUGGCGAAAGGAGCGAGAUGCAGCGGAAGGCAAGGGUGUUCAGCUGCGACUUCCCUCUCCAUACUGCACUCGCGUUGCCUCAGUCCAUACGCACUGCCCACAGAUAUCUCAGCCUUGCUCUAAUACCUGGAACGUGUAG